GAGGAGGCAACCUCAUGCCAAUUGGUCGCGAGUUGAAACGACAUUGCUUAGCUUCACCAUCAUAUCACCACCAUGGAUGUUAAGUCCUCCCUCGUCUUCCUCCUCCUCCUCCUCCCCCUUCUCCAGCUCCUCCCUUCCAGCCACGCCACUCUCACGGUCGGUUUCUACGGCACCUCAUGUCCAUCUGCGGAGAGCAUCGUCCAGUCCGCCGUCGCAGCAGCCGUGAUUGAAAAUCCCGGCAUUGCGGCCGGCUUGAUCCGCUUGCAUUUCCAUGACUGCUUUGUCAGGGGCUGCGACGCCUCAGUCCUCCUGAGAAGCGCUAAUGGGACGGCGGAGCGGGACGCGAUUCCGAAUGCGAGCCUCCGUGGGUUCGAAGUCAUUGACUCUGCCAAAGCCCAGCUCGAGGCAGCAUGCCCCAACACGGUCUCGUGCGCCGACAUCCUCGCCUUCGCAGCCCGCGACAGUGCGGCACUCGUCGGGGAUAUCGACUACGAGAUUCCGGCCGGCCGGCGUGACGGAAGCAUCUCCGUCGACACGGAAGCGCUGUCGGACCUACCCUCGCCGAACUCCACCGUGGCCGAGCUCAUCAACGCCUUUGCUGUGAAGAACUUGACGGAGCUGGAUAUGGUGACCUUGUCGGGAGCCCACUCGAUCGGGGUGGCCGGCUGUGGAUCCUUCUCCAACCGGCUCUUCAACUUCAGCAGCACCAGCCAAGUUGACCCAACGCUGGACCCCGACUACGCGGCCUUCCUCCUGAGUCGGUGCCCCAACAACACCGCGACGGCCAAAGUCGACUUGGACAGCAUCACGCCAGAUGUGCUGGACAACAACUACUACUUGGGGCUGACCAUGAACCUGGGCCUCCUCACCUCUGACCAGGCACUCCUCACCACCAACUCCUCCACUGCAAUGGUGAUGGAGAAUGUAUACAACCCGUCUAAGUGGGCAAGGCUCUUUGCUCAGUCCAUGGUGAAGAUGGGCGCCAUUCAAGUGCUCACAGGAACACAGGGAGAGAUCAGGAGGAACUGCAACGUCGUCAACCCGACCGCGGUUGAUCUCCUUCUUCCAAAGCCUACAGAGACUUCUCAAGUUGCCAGCAGCUAAAGGCAGGAACAGUUCAUGGAUUUUCUGCAGGAGACCGUGUCGAAUACACAACACGUAUCGUGAUCACCCUCGCAGCUUUAGUCGUCUUUGAGCUUCCAUUGUUCGUGUCAGUAAAAUAAAAUUGCAAAGGCAGAGUAUAAGAGUGAAGUUCUUCUAAGAGUCUCUAGCGAAUGCUGCAUGUGAGAUUCUAUAGUUUCAUCAGAUCUUGAAGUCGUUGUAUUCCUAUAUGUAUAACAGCAACUUUUUUUUU
Molecule: messenger RNA, 1354 nt
Organism: Nymphaea colorata (pocket water lily)
Lineage: Eukaryota; Viridiplantae; Streptophyta; Magnoliopsida; Nymphaeales; Nymphaeaceae
Product: peroxidase 5-like
Exons: 3
Coding region: 73-1104 (343 amino acids)
Biological process (GO): response to oxidative stress; hydrogen peroxide catabolic process
Cellular component (GO): plasmodesma; plant-type cell wall
Molecular function (GO): heme binding; peroxidase activity
Source: RefSeq, a predicted model, not a curated record